CACAGAAAAGAGGAGAAAGAGGAGAAGAGUUAAUGGUGGGUAAGGGCUCUGGUGGGUUGUCCAGUCAGGCUCUGUUUUGAAUGUAGCUGCUUGUGUAAGUGCUGUGUAGUUGUCUGGGUUUAUGGAUUCGCUGACUGUGGAAAAUGUACUUCUCUAUAGUGGUCCUUGUCCUGACUAAGGCUCUGGUCACAGAGGUAUGUCAUGGCCUGAAUGUGACAGUGACCCCUGGGCCUGUUGUCAUGGUAACACAGAAAGACAACUUGACGCUCUCCUGCCUGGUAUCUCAGAGGAAGAGGAGCGGCAGUGUCCUCAUCCUACGCUGGUUCUUUUCUCCUCUUGCUGCUCCGACUCUGGCGCCUCCUCCCUCCCCUCCAUCCCCCUCUCCUCCUGCACUGGAGCCCCCUCAGUUUCUCAUUGCAAAGAUUGGCAUCAAGAAAAUGAAGAUGUAUGGGAACUACACUCGUCGCUUCCUCCAGAUGAAGUUCCGUCUGUAUGAGGAAACGGAGGGAGAGGUGUACCGGCUGCGGAUUCUCAAUAUGACGGGGACUGACCAGGGUUUCUACACCUGCAGAGUUCAAGAGAUUCGCAAACACAGAAACACAUGGAGGGCAUCAUCCAAUGGCACCAGCACCACACAAGUGACAGUGCACUUCACUCCUGAUGAUGGUAGCAGUGCAGGACUGUGGCGUUUAUUUGCAGAUGUGUAUCUGUGCGCUGUGCUGAUUUGCUCACUGGGCCUGCUCUCCAUCUUCCUGUUCACUCUGGUUCUCAUCGGCCAGUACUUUCACAGAAGACACAGGCUCAAAGCGAGUUACCUUCUGGUCAAGUGUCCAGAAAGCAGCUCGGGAGAAACUGUCACCAGCUCCAGCAGCUCCUCCAGUUCCUCCCCACGAGCCCAAAGGAAAGACACAAGACAGAAAACUGACCGACGUGCAAUAAUAACACCACCUAAACUACCCGAGGAGCCACCACCACACAUACCAGCCAAAGUGCCUGUUGCUGCAAAGAGACCUCAGAAGCCCAGAAGGUUAAAGACUCAACUCAGGAGCUCUGCCCCUCCUCGAGUACCACAGGAUGAUAGUCUGACAUAUGCAGAACUGGAGCUGGUCAGACCGAGGCCAGAGUCCCCAGCCACCACCAGCCCUGACCCCACUCCCUCCAGCCCAGACACUGUGUACGCUCAGAUCCUCUUCCAGGAAAAACAGCUGUAAACACAGCAGCUCUGGACACAUGGAUGUCAUGGUACCUCCCGGUGAGGGCAACUGAACUAAGUGGCAACCAAAGGACUAUAUUUAUGAACUAUCAGUAUGGCAUUUAGCAUUUGUUUUUUGGCUGUAAGUACGCUACAACUGUCGGUAAAUGAGGGUUUUGUUUCCUCAGCGCAGUUCCAUUCCAGCACAGCAGUUUUUGGGUCUUAUAAUUCUGUUGUUUUGUUUGUUGGCAUCGUCGGCCUGUGAGCCAGAUGUUUAUAAGAACGCUCUUACUGUUAACUAUUCUGUAUAAACUCAGGAGACUGUGUGGAAAGAAACUGUUGUACAGGCUCUCUUACUGCAGUAUCGUAAGGCACUGUAACACUCUUCAACUGCAUUUAUAUUUACAGUACUAAUACACCAAAUAAUAAAUAUAUGCCCGGGUC
Epinephelus lanceolatus (giant grouper) is the source of this 1636-nucleotide messenger RNA. RefSeq names its product V-set and transmembrane domain containing 4a (gene vstm4a). The record is from RefSeq and is a predicted model, not a curated record. Lineage: Eukaryota; Metazoa; Chordata; Actinopteri; Perciformes; Serranidae. Gene Ontology annotation, cellular component: membrane.